This is a messenger RNA of Sorex araneus (European shrew), 4427 nucleotides long. RefSeq names its product cell growth regulator with ring finger domain 1 (gene CGRRF1). NCBI's taxonomy places the organism in Eukaryota, Metazoa, Chordata, Mammalia, Eulipotyphla, Soricidae. Bases 125 to 1111 code for a protein of 328 amino acids. Gene Ontology annotation, biological process: negative regulation of cell growth. The record is from RefSeq and is a predicted model, not a curated record. The transcript has 6 exons.
UAAACGAGUGCCGACCGACAAAGUUUGUCUGCUCUGGGGCACCGUAGUGGCUCUCCCCGGCCGGGCCGGGGCCCGGUAGAGUUGAGCCGGGUGGCUGGCCCCUGGCUCAGCCUAGGAGACCCAGAUGGCUGCGGUGUUUUUAGUAACACUCUAUGAAUACUCGCCGCUUUUCUACAUCGCGGUGGUCUUUACCUGCUUCAUCGUGACUACUGGCCUGGUACUGGGAUGGUUUGGUUGGGAUGUUCCAGUAAUUCUGAGAAAUUCUGAAGAAACACAGUUCAACACAAGAGUUUUCAAAAAGCAGAUGAGACAAGUCAAGAAUCCUUUUGGCUUAGAGAUCACUAAUCCAUCUUCAGCUUCAAUUACAACCGGCAUAACUCUGACAACAGACUGCCUUGAAGAUAGCCUCCUGACAUGCUACUGGGGGUGCAGUGUUCAAAAAUUCUAUGAAGCUCUGCAGAAGCACUUUCAUUGCUUCCGAAUAAGCACUCCCCAGGCAUUGGAAGAUGCUCUGUAUAGUGAAUAUCUCUACCAGGAACAGUAUUUUAUUAAAAAGGACAGCAAAGAAGAAAUAUAUUGCCAGUUACCCAGAGAUACGAAAAUUGAAGACUUUGGGACCGUGCCCAGAUCACGCUUUCCAUUGGUUGCACUGUUGACCUUAGCUGAUGAGGAUGAUCGAGAAAUUUAUGAUAUUAUUUCCAUGAUAUUAGUGAUUCAUAUUCCUGAUAAGACUUACAAACUCUCCUGCAGAAUAUUAUACCAAUAUUUGCUCCUGGCUCAAGGUCAAUUUCAUAAUCUUAAGCAACUCUUCAUGUCUGCAAAUAAUAAUUCCAUUCCUGCCAGCACUUCCUCUUCAGAAGCAAAAAGCACAGAACAAAGUUUGUUGGAAAGGGCUGGACUAUCUGAAAGCGAAGUGGAACCUCCAGAGGAGAAUAGCAAGGACUGUGUCGUCUGUCAGAAUGGGCCUGUGAACUGGGUGCUCUUGCCGUGCAGACAUACGUGCUUAUGUGAUGGUUGUGUGAAGUACUUCCGGCAGUGCCCAAUGUGCAGGCAGUUUGUUCAGGAAUCAUUUGCACUCUGCAAUAAAAAGGAACAAGAUAAGACAAACUGAAAUGCUCCUUGAGGAUGUUACAACUAAAAAGUAUACCUUCUACUGAGGAUACAGAGAUUUGUGUUCUUGGAUUUAUCAUGGCAUGGAAUCUGUCAUAUUGACUGUCAGUGAAAUUUCCAUUUUAAUGUUUUAUUUGUAUAGUACUUGGGUGAUGAAAAUUAAUUCUCACACUGGAAUACCACCUGUAUUAAUACAUAUAAAAUUAAUGCAAAUCUUUAGAAGAACGUAAACAUUUCACCUUUUAUCAGCUAGAGGACUUCAUUUAAUAUUGAUUUAGAAAAUUCUGAAAAGCAAUUUACCUAAAAUUUAAAGAGGUAAAAAUUAUAAGUUAUCUGAAUGUUUUUCUUUAGGUAUAAUCUGGUCUAAUUAGAGGAGGAAAAUGGAAUUUGUCUUUAAGUAAUUGGAUGUUUCCCAGUUUAUAAACGAGUUGGAAAGGGAUUCUAACUUAAAUCCUUCCCUGAUAUAUCAGUCUUAUAAAUAUUCUCUGCUUGGCUUCUAAUUUUCUGUAUAAUUAUAGUAUUAAGACAUAAGCAUAAGUCUUAUUUUUUUUUAAAAAGCUUAAGUUAUAAAAAACAAAGUCCAAUUCUAGAUUUUCCCAGUGUCAUAGGUUAAAAUGGUACUCAUGUCUAGGAGGCAGUUAAUCACAAAGUAGAUAAUAAAAAUGUUUUUGAUAAUUAAAUUUAUUGUCAAAUAUGGGUAGAUUAGUAGAAUGUUAUCUGCCAGGGAAAAAUAUGUUGAGACUCAAUGUCUUUCCUUAGAUUCGCUCCUUUACAUUGAAUUAAUCCAAAAUUGGGAGGGUGGGGGAGAUUUGUCAGAAAAAUCAGUAGAUGAAAUAUGUGGCCAGGGAUGUGACUCAGUGGUAGGGCACAUGCCUUGUUUUCUGGGUUCAGUCCCUGAAACUGUGAAAAAACAAAAACUAUUUAUUUCUAGUGUGUUUUUAAAUCAAAUAAAUCCCAUAUCUUUCCGACUCAUAAGUCACUAUUUAUCUUAAUUAUAUCCUCAUAAGAGCUAAGGAUUCUGGUAGGCAAAAAUAACCCCCCAUUCUUUCCAACAUGGCUAAGAAGAAAAAGGUAAAUCAUAGUUUCCUUUAUAGAUAACUCACCAAGAAAUUAGAUCAUGGCAAUUAAACCCUUUAUCUCCUGUUUGUAUUAAGAAUAAUGCCUUAUCUUUGUAUUAGUAUUUUUACAUAGUAUAGUUUCAUCCACAUCAGACACUAUACUCUCAAAAAGCCAUUACCUACCUCUAUUUAUUUUAUUUUUGGAUUUUUGGGGCCACAAUUGGCAGUGCUUAAAACUUACUCCUGGCUCUGUGCUCAGGGAUCUCUCCAGGUGGGGCUCAGGAGACCGUAUGUGGUGCUGGAAAUAGAACCAGGGUUGGCUGCAUGUAAGACAAGCACCUUACCUGCUAUAUUAUCUCUCCAGGCCCCUGUUCUUCAUUUUGUAAACCUAAUUUUCAUCCAUGCUCAAUAAUAGCAAUGUAAUAAAGACCUUCUAGAAUCCAGAUACCUUGUGAGAGUCUCAGUGAGCAAAAUCUUACCUCUAGUAUGAGAUGAACUUUAAUGGCUUAUUAGCAGCCUGUUUCUACCUCAGGAAUCCCUAAGACUCCUCAGGUCCAACCCUGCCCUGGAAGUGGAAUGGUUAAAAGCUCCCACACAGUCCCACAAACAUGGCUGGGGAAACGCUCCAAGCAUUGUCUGUUGUGGCUCCCAUACUAAAACAAAAUCAAAAUCAAACUAGUUCCUGCUGUAGCUGCCUAACAGUGUGUAACAGUUCACCUUGGAAACUCACUUUGUGGUCUGAGUUGUGUAAAUACUUGGACGUCACUUUGUCCAUCCCAGCCUUCCUUUCACUGCCUAUGUUGUUUUCUCAUCUGAGAUAGAUUCCACGGGUAAUAUCAUUCAGUUAAAAAAAACUUUAUAAUUAUAUAUGUACAUACAUAUACAUGCAUAUGAAUAACAAAAAAGUAGCAUUUUAACCGUUUGAAAAAUAGGAUGCUAUCUAAUUAGUGCAUUGAGGGCCGAAGGCCAUCUCCAGAUAGUACUUGUCCAACCAGGCCUGAUGGGCCAAUCAUUUCUCAGACCUAGCGAUGCUAAUGGAUCAGUAGGUAAAACAUUUGAUCAUAUAAAUUAGUUGUGCUUUAUAUAAAUCUUAGCUGGGAUUACAUUUAACAGAAAUGGGGGGCACCAGGCCAUCUCGAUAGUGCUUGAGAGCCACCAGUAACACAUCUGCUGAAGUAUGGGCUGGAAAGCUAUGUGGUACCAAGAAUCAAAUUAGGGUUUGUGCAUAUAAGGCAUGUGUCCUUGACUGUACAUCUCCCUGUCCCCAUCUUAAGUAUUCGUAAACUAUAAUUCAGUGGCAUUAUUGUAUGUCCACAUUGUAGUAAUCAUCACCUUUAUCUAUCUGUAAAAGUUUUCUUUUUUUUUUAAUUUUUAAAAUUUUAUUGAACCACUGUGAGAUAGUUACAAGCUUUCAUGUUUGGGUUACAAUCUCACAAUGAUCAAACACCCAUCCCUCCACCAGUGCACAUUCCCUACCACCAAUAUCUCGGGUACACCCCCCCUUUCCCACCUUCCCCCUGCCUCUAUGGCAGACAAUAUUUGCCAUACUUUCUACUUUUGGGCAUUAUGGCUUGCAACACAGACACUGAGAGGUCAUCAUGUUUGGUUCGUUAUCUACUUUUGGCAUCUGCAAAAGUUUUUCCAAACUUAAACUUCAUACCAUAGUAAGUAAUAAAAGUAAUUCUCUAUUCUCCCACCUUUUAAUCCCUGGUGAACACUAUUCUACUUUCUAUCUUGUGAAUCUGAUGGGUAUUUCAAUUGGGUAGAAUGAUAUUUGUCCUUUUGUGUCUGGCUUCUUUUUCAGAAUGUUUUGAAUCCUCAUCCAGGUUGGAGCUUGUAUCGGAAUCUUCUUUUCAAGAUUGAAUACUGUUUCAUUGUGUGUAUGCCUAUAUCUGCACAUAUUUUGUUUAUUCAUUCACCUUUCACUUUUCACACCUCUUAAGGGUGAAUUGCAGUUAGUCCCCCACACCUCAGCUGACUCCAUCAUCUGUCAGAGCCUUUGUUGCAGCUGAAACAAAAAAUUUUGUUUUCCUGACCUUGGUGGUGAUAUGAGGAAUUUGGUAGGUUAAUCAAGUAAAAAAGAAGCCUACUAGGAGGCUAAUGUCAGAAUUUUCCAAUGACAGUGAAUAAAUGACAUUUUGUGAAAACAGUUAUAAAAGCAUUGUAUUUAAUGGAUUAGUAGGUAAAACAUUUGAUCAUAUAAAUUAGUUGUGCUUUAUAUAAAUCUUAGCCGGGAUUACAUUUAACAGACUUAAUAAG